AUGGACCAGAUUGUCUCGCGAUACCUGACACGCAUUCCCCUUUCUCGCAGCAAGCUUAUCGUCCCAAACAAUGCGCCCAGUUGUCCCUUGUGGCUAGACUGCUCAUUGGGAACAUGGUCGGAACUUUCAAGCACGCUGGACUGGGAUGCUCGGAUGGCCAUGCAGAAGCUUUCAUGGGCGAGAUGUUCUAUGGAAAGCGUUUCUCGAAAAGGAUAUUGUGCCGGAAGUUUGAAAGCAUGGAACGAUUGGAGCAAGUGCAGUGCUCCAGCGCUUGUCUUGAGCAGCAAUCCAAUCAAUGGGCGUUGUCUGGUCGAAGACUACCUAGGUGGCCACAGUGGGAGUGGAACGCUCGCUCUGCGACUAUCAGUGUCAUUACUCGUCACUCUUGGGGUUCGCCAACUACAGCACAUAUUACCAAACUGCGCAUUUCAGGCUUUGGUUGUGGAGACACGUAAGAGCAAGAGUGGAGGAAAAGGAUUCCAAGGUGUGGAGGGCUAA
Messenger RNA from Hymenoscyphus albidus, 498 nucleotides. The record is from the annotation of a GenBank genome assembly. NCBI's taxonomy places the organism in Eukaryota, Fungi, Ascomycota, Leotiomycetes, Helotiales, Helotiaceae.